GAUCGCUUUGUUGCGGUAAACCUUGGCGGUGGUCGGAGCCAGCAGGCGCAAGUGUCGGAAUUCCUCCAGAGUCGUUUUUCUAAUUGGAUUAACCAAGGAGGCCGUACUCAGUCGGCAUGGCUGAGUCGGGUCGUAGGAUUCGGCACGUGUGUGAUGCAAGAACAGAGAGGACACCUGAGGCAUAGCGAUGCAUAGCAGUACGCGAAAAAUUACCUCGCAGGAGAGUCUCGGUGGGUGAACCUAGAUAGCGAAAGAGCAGGCGGGAUCGUAAUGUCAAGAUGCCUGGGGGGCGGAGAGGACUCGUCGCACCACAGAACACUUUCCUGGAGAACAUCAUCCGACGAUAUAACGCCCUGCCUGACUGCAGUUUCCUACUGGCCAAUGCCCAAAUUGUGGACUACCCUGUUGUUUAUUGUUCAGAAGCAUUUUGCAAGAUCUCUGGCUAUAACAGAGCCGAAGUCAUGCAAAAGUCGUGCCGUUGUUCGUUCAUGUACGGGGAGCUGACAGGCAAGGAUACUAUAAACAGAUUGGAACAGUGCCUAGAAACACAUACUCAGGAUCAAUUUGAAAUCACCCUUUAUAAGAAGAACGAUUCUGGAAAAAGAAAUGAACUUUUGACUACAAAUUGAGAAAAAUGCUGCCAACAGAGAUAAAGGCAUUAAUGUGAAGGGCUUUAAGACUGAACUGACCGACUGAUGCUCCAACCUGGUCUAAAGAGAGGAUGUGCCAGGGAAUGAUUUUUGCAACUGUUGAAGGAGCUAUUUGCAACAAGAAAGUGAUAUAAUUUUUAUUUGAAAGCUUCUAUUUUUAGCAGCAAGUCGAACUGUGAACUUUGAUGAUAUACUGAAAACCUAAAUAUUUUCUCUGCUUUGCAGCUCAA
Messenger RNA from Uloborus diversus, 880 nucleotides. RefSeq names its product potassium voltage-gated channel protein eag-like. The record is from RefSeq and is a predicted model, not a curated record. NCBI's taxonomy places the organism in Eukaryota, Metazoa, Arthropoda, Arachnida, Araneae, Uloboridae. The transcript has 3 exons. Bases 279 to 629 code for a protein of 116 amino acids.